UCCUCUCUCUGUCCGUCGACUGGCUCGCGAUCGUCGUCGCAGUCUUCUUUUUCUGCUUCGAUUCUUCGCGUUCGUGUGAUUUUUCCACCGAAAAAGCAUCAUCGCGAAGAGGAAGCUCCUGGAUCAGCAGCAGCAGCACCACCAUCGAAGAUCAACAGCAAGAGUCUAAUAUCAUUUUGCAUCGCGUGCGAGGAUCAAAUUUGUUCUUCUGCAAAGGACGAUACAUCGAAGGAACUAGUGGUAUCUCAGACAACAAAAUGCUGAACGAAGAACAGGAAUCAUCGCAGUCGAACAGCUCGAACGGUUCCGGAGCGCUUCAACAGCCGUCGAGUGGAGGAUUCCAGUUGAAGUCAAGCAUCCUGCGACAGCCAGCGACUUUCGGAUCGGGAGCUGGCGCUGGAGGAGGAUUCGGAGGACUGUUUGGUGCUAGUUCGGCUGGUGGAUCUUCCGGACCGAUCAACAGCUUCAAUCUGAAGCCCAGCGUGUUGAAGCCUUCGCACUUUGGAGGUGGGUUUGGAGGAUUCGGAGACAAGAAGGCGGAAGAUCAGAAUCAAACAAACAACAGCAAUAGCUUCGGAGCGAAUCCGUUCCUGAAGACGCAGGUUAGCGAAGACGAUGGAUCGGAGGGGGCGAAGAAGGACGACGAUAAAUCGGAUAAAGAGGAAAAUGUGGAUCCGCUGGCCAAACUGAACCGAGCGACCCUGCCCAAGUCGAAUUUGUUUGCCAAUGUGAAAGCAAUCACCCAGAACACGGGAUUCGUGUUUGGACAAAACGUCCAUGAGCGGGUGACCGGUGAUAACCUACAGGCCGCUGAUUCAAGCACGGUUCCGACGGCCGGUUUAUCCUUUUCCAGCACCGUGGCCACAAACAACAGUAACGAUUCGUGCUCAUCGAGUCAGGGUGCUGCCGGAGGAACCCAAACGAAUGCAACUUCCGCAGGCACGUCGGUGUCCGCUGCAUCCACUGGAAGCAAACCGGAAGGAGCGGGAGACGAAAGCUUAGAGGAGGCUGCCCGUCGUUACGAGGAGAGCCGGGGUGCUUUGAAGAGAAAGUUCGAUGAGGUGGAAACGGUCACAGGGGAGGAAGACGAACGGAAUGUAGUGGAAGCAAACUGCAAGCUGUUUGCGUUCGCCAAAAGCAACUGGGAGGAACGGGGUCACGGCACGCUGCGGCUGAACGAUAAAGAUAGCAAAGAAUCCAGGGUUGUGUUCCGACAGGCCGGCAAUCUGCGGGUGCUGAUCAAUACCAAGGUUUGGUCCGGUAUGACAGCGGAGCAAUCCAGCCCGAAAAGCUUGCGCCUGACCGCCAUGGACAACAACGGCCAGGUGAAGGUGUUCCUUGUAAUGACCCGCCCGGAAGUGAUUGGCAAACUGCACAAAGAGCUUUCCAAGCGUAUCCAAGUGGCCAAGGAGAAUGCCCCCGCGGAAGAGAACUCUCUGCUGCAGGACGACGAAGCCGGCAAAGAGAACAACAAUGACAAUGCUGCCACCACCACCACCAAUACCAUCACCACUAGACCGACACCUAGCGAUUGUGAAGACGACUCGGCGGCAGUGUCGGACAAUGCGAGCAAGGAAACCGCCGAUACGGAAGAACCUUGCGCGAAAAAACGGUUCAGUUCGUCGUCUUAAGCAACUUCACUAAUUCAUCAAGCUAUCUAUUUUAUCUAUCUUUACCUACCAACCAGCACACACACAAAAGAUGAAGAGACGGCGGCAUCCGUGCGGGGGGAUGUUCCAAGAGAUCAGCACUAUCCAAUUUGCUUAGAUUUCCGCUCAAACACACUUACAAAACGGUUAUUCAAUUGCAUAUACUCUUGAGAGUGAAAAUUCCUUCCCCAGAAUCGACAAAGUGUACGAUCUGGGGCACAAACUGUUUGUGCGUGCAUAAUGCACGCCUUAACCAAGGAGAUCGAUUAGUGGGGGAACCCAUCGGAAAAGAAUCUGAGAUAGAGUUGGAAACGGCGAAAUGUAAUCCGUUAAUAAGAAGCAAUUUCGAUCUACUGCUGCAUCGAUCGGAGUGAGAAUUGAGACUUCAAAAUACAUUUUCAAUUAAUGAGCUACGAAGCGAUGGGUUUCAGGUCAGUGCUCAUCUUCGUCGUUAUUGUCGUUUGGAAAGAUUGAUUCUGCUACCAACUCAGUAGAGGUAACUUUAGUAGGUUCAUGUUUGUGUAAAGGAAAAUAUGUAACGAUCAAAUGCAGUGAAAUACAACAGGUAGAAUUGUGGAAUGAAAAUAAACUUAAACUUA
Molecule: messenger RNA, 2248 nt
Organism: Aedes albopictus (Asian tiger mosquito)
Lineage: Eukaryota; Metazoa; Arthropoda; Insecta; Diptera; Culicidae
Gene: RanBP3
Product: ran-binding protein 3
Exons: 4
Coding region: 258-1631 (457 amino acids)
Biological process (GO): protein export from nucleus
Cellular component (GO): cytoplasm; nuclear pore
Molecular function (GO): GTPase activator activity
Source: RefSeq, a predicted model, not a curated record